UUUCUUAUUCAACAAAUGAAGUACUUUUGAGAUAUAUAUAUGACUCUGGCUAAACGUCUCUAACAUUUGAAGAAUUAAUGACACGCAGUCAUACCGACUCUUCACAAAUAAUUUCAAUAUGCCAAAAGGCAGAGAAAAAUGCUUGGAGAUUGUGAAGGCAAACUUGCUUGUCCUUUUGACCUUAGUAGGGGCUGCAAUUGGAUUCAUUAUAGGUGUGAUUGUUCGGAAUACAAACCCAACAGACAGCACACUUAUGUGGGUUGGUAUUUUAGGAGAGGUUUACCUAAACAUGUUGAAAAUGAUGAUUGUUCCUCUGAUAGUAGCUUCAGUUAUAACAGGAACAGCAACUCUAGACCCUAAAUCUAAUGGAAAAAUAAGUUUAGUGUGUCUGGGUUAUAUUAUGUCUAUGAAUUUCCUUGGUUGUUUAGUUGGAAGUAUACUUUGCAUUAUUGUCCGACCAGGGGAAAUUGAUAAAACAGAAGUCCAAGCUUUUAACUCAGUUCCUUUAGAAACGGAGGAUAUUUUUGCCGAUUUACUGAGAAACAUUUUUCCUGGCAAUUUGAUAGCUGCGACAUUUCGCAAGACAAUGACGAGCUAUGAUACAGAACAAUACAGGGUUAAUGAAACAGUAAAUGGGACAAUCGUAGAAGUUAUAAAAACUGUGGUGACUGGCAAAAAUCUGUCGUCUGCUAAUAGUACAAAUAUUCUAGGUAUUUUGAUUGCUUGUGCUGUGUUCGGAAUUGCCACAGCAUCAGCAAAAGAAAUUGGACAACCUUUCUUCAAAUUCUUCUACUCAGCUACUGAAAUUAUCUUAUUGAUUUUAGGAAAGCUAUUUUGGUUCACACCAAUUGGUGUGGCAAGUUUGAUUGGUAAAACUAUUGGAGGAACAAAGAACUUGGAGGAUGAUUUCAGUAGACUUGGAUUAUACAUAGCAACACAAAUGAUUGGUUAUUUACUCGUAGUUAUAGCAGCAGUACCAAUUACGUAUUUCACUCUGAUGAAAAUGAAUCCGUUCAAAUUCCUUUUCACCUUGGUUAAUGCUUUUGUUAUAGUUUUUGCUACUUCUAGCACAGCCAUGGCUAUUCCUGAGAGUAUUCGGCAAUUAGAAGGACCAAACAAAGUGGAUCGUCGAGUGACUCGAUUUAGUAUACCCUUAUGUGCUGCUAUUGGACGUUGUGGAAGCUGUAUUUACAUAAGUAUAUCAUGUUUGUUUGUCAUGCAAAUCACCGAUCAGGAUGUGGACGCUGCUUCCGUUAUUUUAGUCAUUAUUUUGACAGCAUUUUCGUCCUUGGCUGUACCGUCUGUGGCUGGGGCAAGCUUGAUUACUGUGAUCAUUUUACUCACCGCACUUAAUAUCCCACCGGAAGCGGCAGCUCUUCUUUUCUCAUUCGAAUGGCUUCUAGACAGAAUGAGGUCAUGUACAACUACAGCGUACAAUCGACCUGUGUAGUGGUUACCCAGAGGCUGUGUUUGUCUUCUUUAAUGACUGAAAACAAAGACGAGGAAGACAUUCCGGAUAUAAAUGAAAACGGCAAUGGAAUACAAUUAGCGUUGGUGGUUGAUGAUGAAAAACACUUACAAGAGUAAACAUUAAAACAAUGCCUUCGAUAUCAUUUGCUUAGUUUCCCUUAGCCUAGGAAUAGUUUGUAGCUUUCAAUAUCAUUAAAAUAGGUUUUCUUUGAUCAUAAUACCAAGUCUGUUAUAAUCCAUUAAAAUGAACUCAAUAUAUUUGACCACCAUUG
Molecule: messenger RNA, 1742 nt
Organism: Mytilus trossulus (common blue mussel)
Lineage: Eukaryota; Metazoa; Mollusca; Bivalvia; Mytilida; Mytilidae
Product: excitatory amino acid transporter 1-like
Exons: 11
Coding region: 119-1450 (443 amino acids)
Biological process (GO): L-glutamate transmembrane transport
Cellular component (GO): plasma membrane
Molecular function (GO): neutral L-amino acid transmembrane transporter activity; L-glutamate transmembrane transporter activity; glutamate:sodium symporter activity
Source: RefSeq, a predicted model, not a curated record